UAAUCCCUUUUUCUCUUCCCACUACCCUUGCCAUUGCCAUUGCAUAGGCUAGCGAAGCGACACUUGCCAAAUCAUCACCAAUCAGUUACGGUUAACUGGGGAAAGGGUACUUUUGAUAUUAGAUCAUGGAACAACAUUCCAAUUCCUCCUUUAACAUUCCACCGCUGCCGCUGCCGCUGCCGCUGCCGCUGCCGCCAUCCAUUAAUUAUUACCACCAAAUUCACCACCGCCGAUCGUUGACUUGCCUUUUGUGUGCCUAAAUGUGGAAAAGAUUGCACAGUUUUGCUGGCUCUCUCCGUGACUUUGGUGGAUGCACGCGUCACAACAACGGCGCUUCCUCCUCUUGUCAAAAUCCUGGAGGUGGAGAUUUGGAUCGUGGUCAAAGAGCUUCAAGAGUUAACAAGGGUGGUCCCACCAUGCCAUUUCAGGCAGUGCGAUUGUAUAUUCAAGAUCACCAUGUGGUGAUGGAUAAUGGCAUAGUACAAGUUACCUUAUCGAAACCAGCUGGAAUUGUCACCGGGAUACGAUAUGAUGGCAUCGACAAUUUGCUUGAAGUUCUCAAUCGUGAAACAAAUAGAGGGUACUGGGAUCUUCACUGGAAUCCACCUGGAGGCAACGGAAUAUUUGAUGUGAUUAGUGGAACAAGUUUUAGGGUCGUAGUGGAAAAUGAUGAGCAGGUUGAGCUCUCAUUUACAAGAAUGUGGGAUUCCUCACUUGAAGGCAAAUACAUUCCCUUGAAUAUAGAUAAAAGGUUUAUAUUGCUACGUGGUUCGUCAGGCUUCUACUCAUAUGCCAUUUACGAGCACUUGCAGGAAUGGCCUGGUUUUGAUAUUGGCGAAACAAGGGUUACUUUUAAACUCCGGAAAGACAAGUUUCAGUACAUGGCUAUAGCUGAUAACAGGCAAAGAUUGAUGCCCUUACCAGAUGACCGCUUGCCAGGAAGAUGUCAAGCCCUGGCUUAUCCAGAAGCUGUCAUUCUCGUUAAUCCCAAACUGCCAGAGCUCGCAGGAGAGGUGGAUGACAAGUACCAAUAUUCAUGUGAAAACAAAGAUAAUCAAGUCCAUGGGUGGAUAUGCUUCAAGCCUCCAGUGGGGUUCUGGCAAAUCACACCAAGUGAUGAAUUCCGAACUGCUGGGCCCCUGAAACAGAAUCUCACUUCUCAUGUUGGCCCCACCACUCUUGCUAUGUUUCAUAGUUCACAUUAUGCGGGAAAAGAUCUGGUACUGAGUAUAAGCCCUGGUGAACCAUGGAAGAAAGUUUUUGGCCCUGUUUUUAUCUAUCUUAAUUCUGCAUCAAAUGGAGAGGACCCUCUCUUUCUGUGGGAAGAUGCUAAAAUGCAGAUGAUGGCUGAAGUCCAAAGCUGGCCAUACAGCUUCCCUGCUUCUGAGGAUUUCCAAAAGUCAGAAGAACGAGGGAAUGUUUGUGGACGACUACUAGUCAAAGACAGGAAUAUAAGUGAUGACUAUAUACUAGCAAGUGGUGCUUAUGUGGGGUUGGCCCCACCAGGAGAUGUUGGAUCAUGGCAAACAGAAUGCAAGGACUACCAAUUCUGGACCAGAGCAGAUGAGAAUGGCUAUUUCUCUAUUAAAAACAUACGCACCGGGGACUACAAUCUUUAUGCAUGGGUCCCUGGAUUUCUUGGAGAUUACAGAUGGGAUGCUAUCGUGAACAUAAUUUCUGGUUUUCUUCCUCAAACUCUAUUGAUCUCUUUUGAGUACUGUUUUUUCAAUGAUAGAUGUUACAGAGUUCAAAUAUCAUGCAACGUAGGUUGUGAUAUGGACAUGGGUGAUCUUGUGUACGAGCCUCCAAGAGAUGGGCCCACACUGUGGGAAAUAGGCAUCCCUGACCGUUCCGCUGCUGAGUUCUAUAUUCCAGGUCCUGAUCCAAAGUUUAUGAAUAAUCUAUAUGCCAAUCAUCCUGACAGAUUUCGGCAGUAUGGUUUGUGGGGCAGAUAUGCAGAUCUGUACCCUGAUACAGAUUUGGUUUACACAGUCGGUCUCAGUGACUACAGAAAAGACUGGUUCUUUGCUCAGGUUGUCAGGAGAAAAGACGAUGAUACACAAGUAGGAACUACAUGGCAAAUCAAGUUCAAACUUGACAAAGUGGAUCGGAACAGUAGCUACAAACUGAGAGUGGCAAUUGCAUCUGCAACCCUAGCAGAAUUGCAGGUUCGUGUUAAUGAUGCAAAAGCACAACGUCCACUAUUUACAAGCGGAUUGAUAGGGAGGGACAACGCAAUUGCCAGACAUGGGAUUCAUGGGCUCUACCGGCUGUAUAAUGUGAAUAUUCCAGGAGCUCGGCUAGUCGAAGGAGAGAAUACCAUCUUCUUGACGCAGCCAAGAUGCACCAGCCCUUUCCAGGGUCUCAUGUAUGACUACAUACGUCUAGAAGGUCCUCCGCUUUCUGGAUCCAGUAAUGAAGCUUCCAGUUCAUUUAAGUAAAAUAUCCUAUCCAGUUAGGGAGAAACCCUGAAUAUGCAGAUGUGUAAAUUCUCAUGUAAGUGUAAGAUUGAAAGUGGUAUGAUUUCAAUGAGUGAUGAAACCAAGAUCAGAAAUAAUAGAUAAAUAAUGAUAUAAAAUAGAA
Populus nigra (black poplar) is the source of this 2583-nucleotide messenger RNA. RefSeq names its product rhamnogalacturonate lyase B-like. The transcript is spliced from 15 exons. Gene Ontology annotation, molecular function: catalytic activity; carbohydrate binding. Bases 261 to 2441 code for a protein of 726 amino acids. Gene Ontology annotation, biological process: carbohydrate metabolic process. The record is from RefSeq and is a predicted model, not a curated record. Lineage: Eukaryota; Viridiplantae; Streptophyta; Magnoliopsida; Malpighiales; Salicaceae.